Prosopis cineraria is the source of this 1380-nucleotide messenger RNA. Its product is annotated as UPF0481 protein At3g47200-like. The record is from RefSeq and is a predicted model, not a curated record. Bases 1 to 1380 code for a protein of 459 amino acids. Lineage: Eukaryota; Viridiplantae; Streptophyta; Magnoliopsida; Fabales; Fabaceae. The transcript has a single exon.
AUGAAGCCUGUCAAAGCAUUUGAUGAGACCAGGAUUCCAAUUGAAGACCUCAUAGCAAAAACUUUUGAGCUUGAUUGCAAGCCUUCAUUUACCUCUCCUUCUUGCAUCUACAAGGUUCCUGAGGCUCUCAGGAAUGAAAAUAAGGAUGCUUAUACUCCUCAAUUGAUCUCGAUAGGUCCACUUCACAACAAAAAUCCAAAACUGAAGCCAAUGGAAAAACAGAAAAUCCUCUAUUUUACUUACUUUCGUCGACGUGAUGAAGCAAUGGUAGAGGUUUUAAAGCACUACAAGAAGUACAUUGAAAAGAAAGAAAACCAGAUACGAGAUUGUUAUUCAGAAACAUCUCAAGAUGAUACGAACGAGUUCGUACGCAUGAUACUAGUGGAUGCUGUGUUCAUCAUGGAGCUCUUUCUAAGAAAAUGGGAAGCACACAAGUUUAGUAAUAGCGAUGAUUUGUUUACAAGAUACGGGGUAAGAACAAGUUUUGAACGGGAUUUAUUACUUAUUGAAAACCAGAUCCCAUUCAAGGUCUUGGAGAAAUUAUACAAGCUUGUUUCUUCAAAGGUACACAAAGAUCAAGACCAUUCAAGUUUCCUUGACCUUGCCCGCUUAUACUUUUGUGAUUAUGAUCCUUAUUAUCAACUGAGUAAAGGCGAAAUUGCAGAAAAACACAAGUUGAAAACAGUGUGGGAGAAGCCAGAGCACUUCGCUGACCUGGUUAGAUGGCUUUCAGUUCCGCAGCAUUUGAUCUUUGACGCUUUCAGCUACUCUUUUUCUGUGAACGCUGCAACAAAGUUAAAACUGGCAGGGAUAACAUUUCAGCCAGAUUUUUCAAGAUGCUUACUUGAUGUUACAUUUGAGAAAAGACCAACUUUGAGUCCCUUGAGUUGGUUGCCCUACACACCAAAAUCAAUCAAACCACAUUUGCAAAUCCCAACGCUUCGAGUGGAUAACUCAACAAAAUCAUUUUUUCUCAACCUCAUGGCCUUUGAGCAGUGUCACUAUCCACAACAUCCCUAUAUUUCAAGCUAUAUUACUCUAAUUGCCAGUCUCAUUCGAACAAAAGAAGAUGUGGAACUGUUAACUGAGAGUGGAGUUGUUCACAAUGAGCUGUCUUCUGAUGAAGAAUUUUUGCAGAUGAUCAGAAGUCUUUCCAAACAAAUUGUGGCCAGUUCCUUUUGUUAUGGUCAUCUUACAAAGGAAGUAAGGAAAUAUUACAACAGUGCUUACAAUCAUAGCAUGGCCACUAUAAGGCUGGUAUACUUCAGAGAUGUUUCAAGAACUACGAUGACAAUAUUUGCCCUCGUUGCCAUAACUUUCUGCAUUAUUAGCAUUCUGAGUUCACUUAAAUAUUUAAAUGCAAAAGUUUCAAGCUACUAA